AUGACCGAAGUUUUCCCCAUAUCUUGUCUAGCAUGCCGCAGACUUAAGGUCAAAUGUAAUAGAAUCAAGCCAUGUAACCAAUGUACGAGAAGAAAUCUCGUUUGCGAAUUUCCUUCAACCUAUAGAAAUGCUGCUAUAUAUACUGAGAGAACUAACGAAAGCUACCCGAUUAACACUCACCAAGACAACAGUAGGCGCUACUCGGAUGAUCCCAAUACUGGCGAAUCUCCAGAUGACAUGCUUGAUGAAUUGUUAAGUUUAAGGUCGCUCCACUCAAAAGUGUUAGAUGAAAAUGCUAGGUUAAGGAAAAGGAAUAAGGAGUUGAAUGAAUUGGCCUCAAAACUGAAACCCAAGACCGAAUCUGAUGAUAAACGAAAAGUAACAGGGAAGGGAAGCGGGAACGGAAGCGGAAACGCUGAUGGACAAGGCGAACCUUCGGGAAUAAGCAUCUCAGGUGAAACCUCAGAGUUGGGUGAAAAGUAUUAUGGUCCCCAAUCUUCUACGUACAUGAUUGAAGAGCUAAAGUCAAGUGAAAGUCUCAAACUCAAUGACGAUGGAGCACUUGUAGGCAACGAAAUUAAAGAUACUAACGAAAAGGUAGCUGAUAUUAUACGAAGAAAUAAGAACUCAAAUACCCCAACAGAUGAAAAACUGCAACACCAGAAACUUAAGAGCCUUGCCGCAGCUGGUAUUUCCGCCAAAAAUGCUGAGUUAAUAGAGAAGUCAUUGAGUAAAAAGGAUUUACCGAAGCUCAUAGGGUCAUCUCCAGAGAAAAAUCAUCAAGUUACCCUUGACCUAGUGAAUAUCUUUUUCGAGCAAAAUACGCAUUAUAGAUCGUUCAUAAGUAAGGCUAAAAUUAUUGACUUUCUUACUGAUUAUAAAGAUAUUAAGGACAAUGAAUGGGAGAGAGAUGACGAUCUAUUGUUAUUGUAUAUGGUAUUACUAUUGCUGGUACAAAGGUUAUCUCCAAAUCAGUACCAGGAACUAGGCUUGUUGGACGGCCGUAAAUUGAAUCAGUUUAAUAAAUCGAGAAGUCAUCUCUCCAAAAGUGUCCUCUAUUUCCAUUUUGAAAGAUUAAGACAUAACUUGAUAAAUGAGUCGAUUCUAACGAUUCAAUCGUACAUUUUAUGUACUGAAUGGUAUUUGAUUGAGCAACGAUAUGAAGAGAGUUGGUCUAUGAUGUUUCAUACUUGCUCUAUUGCUUAUGCUAUCGGAUUACAUGCAAUGAAGAAGGUCAGCUUUGGAAUUAUUGGAAAUCAGAUUCGCCAAGGCCCGAAUUCUACGAUUGAAAAUAACCAAGGAAAAGUCACUACAAGCGUGUCUACUACUGAGUCUACUGUAAUAAUGGCGAAGUCAUCUGCAGCUAACUCACUAACUAACCCGGACGUUCAACUGGAGGAUAUUGAUCGGUUUAAAGUUUGGUUUGCCUUGAAAAACAUUUGUGGGCAAAUAUGCUCCAUCUUAGGUAGACCGAACCCUAUCCUGAUUCAAGUGAAUUCAACGGUAGUUAAGGGCAUAUCUGAUACAGUAUUAUCUGAUGAAGAUAUUUCGGAAAGGAUUUCUCAUGUCUUGUUGAAAAUUGGCUUAAGUGAGUGUUUACGAUUGUCAAAUAUGAUGUUGAUUGAAAACUUCAUGCUUGAUUUUAGAAUGGAGGAUUUGAUCACCUUAAACAAUAAAUUUGAUGUGGAAAUAAGACUAUUGGAAUGGUAUCUUCUGAGCCCUUCUAUUGACGAAAAGGCUAAAUCUGAUGAUGAGUUUGAAUUUGAAUUUCCUCGCCAAGGUGACAGGGCAAAUGUUGUAACAGAUUUGAUUAUACUCUAUAUCAAUAGAGCUAAACUUUUUGAACCAUUUGUCAACAAAUUCACGAACCUUCUGGAAGCCAAGAUCAUUUCAAAUAUGUUAAGAUAUUCAAUCUUAAAUUUUUUGGAUUAUAUUCUUAUCUUUAUAACGAACUUCCGUAACAAUUUUACGAUCUUAAUUCAAGAAUCCAAAGCCAACUUUGCUAAUAAUGAUUUGAAGUUAGGCAAAUUGUUUAGGUUGUUUUAUCCAUUUUUGAAUUCAUUUGUUUAUCAAGGAAUCAUAGUAAUUUUCACCUUUUUGCAUUAUAAUUUUAAAGAUUUCAUAAACAACUUUGAUAUGAAAGCAGAUCCACUAUUGGUUGGAGAAACAGUGAAUUAUAAUGAGUUUUUAUACGCUGUUGAGAAAAAGUUAAGCGAUUUGGUAUCUUUCGGACAAGGCGAGGAAAAGGUAAAGCUAUGGUCUUCUAACACAGUGAAAUUGGUUUCCAAGAUCUUGGAACAUAUCAAGAUAAUCUUUGAAAAGCAAGCGCUCAAGGCCGAGAGGGAUAGAGAAAUGUUUGAAAAAGAACUUAAUGAAUUUCAUGAUGUAAUAUCAAAUACUGAUUUCCAGGGAUAUUUCGGGUUUAACAUUAAUGACCCGUUCUGGUUACGAAACCCUGAUAAUUUUCCAUAUUACUUGAGCAGUCCAAGUGACGAUGCAUCUUCUAGUGACACCCAGAGUCUGACUCAAACGCAGGCACAAAUAAAGACUGAGCCCGAAGCUAAUCAAAAUUAUUUGAAAAUACCAGUGCCCCAGCAGCCGCUGAACACAAGGCAAAGACUUGCUCGUAAUAAGUCACUGACGCUCACUAGUGAACUGAACGAAGGUGAAGCUGGUGCGUUCUCCAUGGGGACCCCAUCUGAAGGUGUGCCAUCUUCGCUUGCAUCUAGCCUGGGAGUAUCUAAUAUGAAUCCUCCUCAAACGUACUACAAUGACACAGACAUCUCCACUCCUCAACUUACAGAAGAUGCUAAAUCGCAGCAUAGAGGUAGUACCAGUUUGAUUCCUAUGUAUGACGACAUUCAUCGCGAUGUGGACCAAAGAUCAUUUCCUACGUCUCAGCCUUCAUUGCAGGGCCAGCAUUUUUCUUAUUCUCCAAUGAUGGUGAAUGGAACUCAACCAUUAAUUGAUAUGAAUGCAACACCUUCCCCACAGACCACACAUCAGCAGGUUCCUUUAACAAAUCUCCCACAAUACCAAAACCAGCAUCAACAUCAACAUCAACAUCCACACCACCAUCACCACCACCAUCACCCACAACAACUUCAGCAUCAACAACAACAACAGGAACUCCAACAGAAUCAACCACAACACUUUCCAAGAAAUAACCAUAAUCAGCAUCUCCCUCAAACUUUUGCACAACACCAGAUGGGUCUUUCCCAAUUUUCUGACACUAAUGACCCUCAGAUCUUCUCUCCUGACCAGUACCUACAACAACAAUAUUUCCAACAAGGUUCUGGCCAAUUUUUAGAUCAGAAAGGUGAUGUGACCAAUACGGAUCAGAGCCAUAAUUCUGAUAACAAAGAAACAAACUUAAAGAGACGCAGAGGUACCUAA
This is a messenger RNA of Dujonia railenensis, 3396 nucleotides long. The record is from the annotation of a GenBank genome assembly. NCBI's taxonomy places the organism in Eukaryota, Fungi, Ascomycota, Pichiomycetes, Serinales, Debaryomycetaceae.